GUAGCAGAAAAAAAGUAAAAGAAUUUUAUAUAAAAAAGUGCGCUUUUUAAAGUUUUUGCCGAAACAGCAUUUGCAUUGCAUUACACAGGCGCACACAAACACACACGCGCACACACGCGCACACACGCACUGAAGAGACAUCACACCAUAAGCGCUCGCCUCACUCCAACUUCAACCAUCAGCAGCAUAUUUCAGCACAUCAGCAUAUCCAGCCUACUGUCAGCGGCGUUGGCGAGACGACAACGACAGCAGUGCUGAGCUAGUGCUAGCACAAAAAUUGCAAUUGUCACUCGAAUUCAAUACACACACACAAACACAAACACACACACACGCACGCCCGCGCUGCAAUGCUGAAUUCAUUGUCUACGGUGCUGUUAAGCGCUUUGCGCACCUUCUGGCUACGGCUGACACUAAUCUUCGACAAGUCUCACAAAUAUCAGCUGAACGGCGAACAAUGCCCAGCACUGCAAUCAAAAGCGUUUACGUCCCAUGCAGCAGCAGCAGCACCCACAACAACAGCAGCAAAAUCUGCAACACCGCCACUAUUACCACCCUGCAUGACGACGGAGGCCUGGCCGCAGAAGGCGAAAGAUGAGAAAGCAGCGUUGCGAAAAUUGCCAAGGCCGAAAGGAUUGCCAUUAAUAGGCACGUUUUGGGAUCUAGUUGCCGCCGGCGGUGGACAACAAUUACACAAAUACAUUCAUCGGCGUCAUAAAGAACUUGGUUCCAUAUUUUACGAACGCCUAGGCGGCGUGCAGGAUGCCGUAUUUGUUUCAUCAGCAAGUCAAAUGCGAGCAGUGUUUCAAUACGAGGGCCAAUAUCCACGACAUCCGCUACCAGAGUCUUGGAUCAUAUACAACAAGCAGUACAAUUGCCAACGCGGUUUAUUCUUCAUGGAGGGCGCCGAGUGGCUACACAAUCGACGCAUACUAAAUCGUUUUCUAUUGGGCGGCACCAUGAAGUGGAUGGAUGCGCACAUCGAGUCGUCCACGAUGCGCUUGGUGAAUUUGUGGAAGACGCAGGCUAGCGCAGUUGCCGCACAAUGCGCCUACAUUGAACUGCUGGAACUGGAACAUCAGCUUUAUACCUGGGCCAUCGAUGUUGUUUGUACGAUAAUGUUUGGCGUUUCCGCUGCAGAAGAUGUGCGCAUGGCUGCGACGAUGGACCAGUUUUCGCGCAUAGUACACAGAAUAUUCGAUACCAGCUCUGCACUGAUGACUUUUCCACCACAGUUGGCAAAGCGUUUGAACAUGCGUAUUUGGCGUGAUUUUGAGGAGAGCGUGGAGGCAGUGCUGAAGCAAGGCAAUAUUUUAAUCGAACAAUUUGUCGAUUUGCCAGCGCCUAUGGUGAAUAGAUUGUGCGAAAAAGUUGGCACCGAGUGUCAUGAUUGUGGUGGCGAUGCACUCUUCCAGAAGCUUAUAUUGGCCGGUAUGCCGCUUGAUAUGAUCAAGCGUAUAUUUGUGGAUUUGGUGAUUGCAGCGGGCGAUACGACGGCGUACACUACUGAAUGGGCAUUUUAUCUACUUACCCAGAAUCAGGAAAUGCAAGAGCGCUUAGCCAAAGAAAUGGCUACCAAUGAUGGGCGCGGCAAUAUGUUGGUACAUGGUCUCAUUAAGGAGACAAUGCGCUUGUAUCCGAUUGCACCAUUUAUUGGACGCUAUAUGGCGUGUGAAGCGAAUAUUGGCGGCUAUCAAAUCGAGAAAAAUAGCUUAGUGCUGCUUUCCUUAUACACUGCUGGCCGUAAGCCGGAACAUUUCCCAGAUCCAGAGGUAGCGAAGCCCGAACGUUGGCAACGCAACGAAGAAACUGGUGAAUUACAGGAGGUGCUGCAAGCGCAUGGCUCACUACCGUUUGCCAUUGGCAAUCGUUCCUGCAUUGGACGCAGAAUGGCCAUGAAGCAAAUGCAUUGCCUGCUGGCGGCGGUUAUAAGCAACUUUCAGCUGCAAUGCAAUAACGCCACACCAAUUGACUGUAAACUACGACUGGUAACAGUGCCCGAGCAGCCAUUAAGAUUGGCAAUAAAACUUCGUGACAUCGCAUAGCCUUAGAUAGUAUACAUAAUACAA
Rhagoletis pomonella (apple maggot) is the source of this 2066-nucleotide messenger RNA. RefSeq names its product cytochrome P450 315a1, mitochondrial (gene sad). The transcript is spliced from 7 exons. NCBI's taxonomy places the organism in Eukaryota, Metazoa, Arthropoda, Insecta, Diptera, Tephritidae. Gene Ontology annotation, molecular function: heme binding; iron ion binding; monooxygenase activity. The coding region runs from base 348 to 2042 and encodes 564 amino acids. The record is from RefSeq and is a predicted model, not a curated record.